Molecule: messenger RNA, 1483 nt
Organism: Cherax quadricarinatus
Lineage: Eukaryota; Metazoa; Arthropoda; Malacostraca; Decapoda; Parastacidae
Source: RefSeq, a predicted model, not a curated record
AUGACGAACGACACCAAGGAAGUAAUUUCGCUAAAACUCUUUAUUUCAGGAAGCCUGGGAUACCUGGGAGGAGCUGUUGGGUGUUGUGUGAGUGCACCACUAGUAGUGAAGCUUGGUCGUCGAGUGACUCUCCUGGUGACCCUGCCCAUCAUUGUAGCUUCAUGGCUCAGUCUCGCACUUUCUCAAACUGUCUGGCUGAUCUUAACUAGUCGCACCAUUCUGGGUUUCACCAAUGGCAUCACCUUUACCGCUGCUUUCCUAUAUACCAUUGAAAUUGCUCAUAAGAACAUUCGUGGAAUUCUUUCUGGAAUUAUUACCUUAGCUAGACUAAUGGGACUUCUAAUGGUGUCUAUUCUAGGAUUUUGCAAGCUCGACUGGCGACAAAUGGGCUUCGUUUGUUGCGGAGUGUCUGGAAUUCCUUUCUUUUGCCUCAUCUUCCUGCCUAACUCCCCCCGUUGGCUCGUCACUCAAGGUCGUCUUAGCGAAGCUCAGAAAGCUCUUGUUUUUUUCGGAGGUAAACAUUAUGACUCUGAGCCAGAAUUACAGGAUAUCACACAACAAGUUAGCAAUGUAGAUAAGAAACUAGACAGUUCUUGGCAACAAAUGCUGCUGCUGUUUGAACAACCAACUGUUCGCAUGUUCUUGUUAUUCACUGUUUUAAAUCUCUUCACAGGUAUGAAUGGAUGCUUUGCAAUAAUGUCAUAUUCAGUGCCCAUUUUUCAGGCAGUGGACUUCACCCUUGACCCAUAUAUCAGUGCCAUCAUAUUUUACGGUGUGAGGAUUUUUGGAAAUUUUGUUCAUCUUUUUGUAAUUGACCGUCUGGGGCGCAAACCACUGAUCAUAGUUUCUUUAUCUUUGUGCUCGUUGUGUAUGGCUACUUAUGGUGUAUACUUUUACAUGCAUAAGACAGGAUAUGUUAGUGAUAUGGGAUGGAUACCUCUUACAGCAACAAUGAUAUUUAUCUUCUUUUUCGGCACUGGCUUUCCUGCUUUAUUAAUACUGAGUGGGGAGCUUCUGCCUUUAACAUGUCGAUCUAUUGGAAAUUCAGUGUUUUCCUUAUUAUUAGCGUUUGGAAACUUUAUAUCAGCUUAUAUCUAUCCCAUGACAGUAGAAGCAAUUGGUGAACACGGGACUUUCUGGCUCUUCAGUGGUGCUAGUGCAGUUGUAACCAUUAUCAGUGUUGUUGCUCUUACAGAGACUCGUGGACGCUCACUGGAAGAGAUCACGGGAAAUCACAUUAACAACUGGUAUCAAACAACAAAACUCUGAAAGUAACACCAACACUGCCGUAGCCUCCCACUGUGUAUUCAUAUGAACAUAUAUGAUGGUUACUGUAUUAUAUACCAUUUUGGAUUCUUCUGCUAUUAAUCAUUUUUAAAGGAAUUUGUUUUGUUCUUUAUAAUAUUAAAUCAAUUGUUUUCAUAUUACAUAUGAUGUAAUAUAACAUGAUAUUUAAAAAAAUAAAGGCUAAUUUGAAAAUUAA